GGCACCGCUGGGAGUCCGGUCGCCCUCUCACAGCCCCCGUUCGGCGCCAUGAAAACCUUCUGCGGCCGAGCGAACCCCACCACCGGCGCCAUGGAGUGGGAGGAGGAGGACCAGGACUACGACUAUCACCAGGAGAUCGCGCGGUCCUCCUAUGCAGAUAUGCUGCAUGACACAGACAGGAAUGAGAAGUACUACAGUGGGAUCCGGGCUGCGGUUCGCAGGGUGAAGGAUCGAGGACAGGAGGCGAUUGUUCUGGACAUUGGAACAGGGACAGGACUGCUCUCAAUGAUGGCCAUGAGCGCCGGAGCCGAUUACUGUUAUGCGAUUGAGGUUUUUAAGCCGAUGGCUGACGUCGCUCGGAAGAUUGUGGAAAAAAAUGGAUUUGCCAAAAAAAUCAAAAUUAUCAACAAGCAUUCGACCGAGGUCACAGUGGGGCCAGAGGGGGAUCUGCUGUGCAGAGCCAACAUCCUGGUGACUGAAUUAUUUGAUACAGAGCUGAUCGGAGAGGGGGCAUUGCCGAGUUAUGAGCACGCUCACAGAUACCUUGUUCAGGAGGGCUGUGAGGCGGUUCCUCACAGAGCCACGGUGUACGCACAGCUGGUGGAGUCGAAACAGAUGUGGGCCUGGAACAAGCUGCUUCCUGUUCCCGUGCGUCUGGGCUGCGGAGAUGUGAGGGAGGUGGUGCCGCCCCCGGACAUGCAGGCCUGUGCCGGCUGCCCCACCGUCUAUGAUAUUCAGCUCAGCCAGGUGUCCCGCAGCCACUUCAAAGCCCUGACCCAUGUCACCGAGAUGUUCAGGGUGGAGUUCAGUAAAGCAGUGAGCAGUGCGUCCGCCCAGCACACUGUGCAGGUACCAGCGACCGCUAGCGGGCAGGCCCAGGUCGUACUGUCCUGGUGGGACAUGGACAUGGACCCUGAGGGGAGCAUCAAAUGUACAAUGGCCCCUCACUGGGCCCAUCCCUCUCCAGAUAACAUCCAGUGGCGGGAUCACUGGAUGCAGUGCGUGUACUUCCUGGCGACAGAGUCCACGGUUCAGAAGGGUGACCGUCUCCAUCUGACGGCCACUCACGACGAUUACUGCGUGUGGUACAAGCUGCAGGACAGCAGCGACAAGCAGGAGACAGAAGGAUGGGCACAGCAGCCUUACUGCUCCUGUCAGGCCCACCUCAUGUGCAACAGACAGCGUUUCGGACAAUUAAACGACCAGAUGAGGAAUGAAGCCUACAUCGAGGCCCUGAAAACUGUCGUGAAGCCGCACAGUGUGUGUCUGAGCAUCAGUGACGGCAGCCUGCUCUCUGUGUUUACGUGCUUACUGGGGGCAGCACAGGUAUUUAGCCUCGAAAGUUCUGCCUUGUCAAAGCAAGUUAUGGAAAAGAUCUUAGCUGCCAACAGGCUGGCUGGGAAGGUGACCAUCUCUGAGAAGCGACCAGAGCAGUUGACCUCCAAGGAUCUGGCUAACCAGCAGGUGUCGGUGCUGAUCGGAGAGCCCUUUUUCACCACCAGCCUCCUGCCCUGGCACAACCUGUAUUUCUGGUACGCACGGACAGCCCUGGCCAGACAACUGAGCCCUGAUGUCACUGUGAUGCCGUGCUCUGCCACGCUCGUCCUCAUGGCGGUGGAGUUCAGGGAUCUCUGGAGGAUCCGUGCUCCCAGUGGCAUGUGUCAGGGCUUCGACAUCAGCCUCAUGGACGAGAUGGUCCAGAAUUCUUUGGAUUUCCGGGAAUCUCAGGAGACGGAGCCGCAGCCUCUGUGGGAAUAUCCGUGCCGGGCGCUCAGCGAUCCUCUCCGCUCCCUGACGUUUGACUUCCGGCGGGAGGUUCCCGUGGAGAGCCUGCGCAGUGAGGGGUCAGUGCCGCUGCUCAGAACCGGAUCGUGUCACGGAGUGGUGCUGUGGAUGGAUUAUCAGCUGACUGAUGAUAUCGCCGUUAGCACCGGCUUAACCAGACCACCCACAGAUACGGGGGAUUGCACGUGGAGCCCACACUGUAAGCAAGGCGUGUACUUCCUGAGCUCGGAGUCACAGCGAGAGACAGCUGCGAGCUGCUGCUCAAUCCACUACACUGUCACUUUCCACCCAGGGACUGGGAAGUUGGCGGUGGAGUUUAAGCCUGUGUGGUGACCAGGUUAACCCUGCAGCCACGGUGAGCUGAGGAGGGCCGUAUACUGCUGAGCCCCAGAGUCACCACAGGAGACUGCGGGGAAACUACUUCCAGUGAAUCCCACAGCAGUCGAGUGGAGCCCACACCAAGUCCUCGCCAGACUCGUUACUGAUACGAGUGUUUGUGAACUGCAACAUGCAACCGGUUGUUUGAUCGAGGUGGAUUCAGUCACUGUGAGGCAGCUGGUAGUUCUCGAUUGUAUUUAAUAAUAUUUUCCAUUUCUUUUUAAGUCGCAUUAAAAAACAUU
Callorhinchus milii (elephant shark) is the source of this 2405-nucleotide messenger RNA. It is a transcript of the gene prmt7, whose product is annotated as protein arginine methyltransferase 7. Gene Ontology annotation, molecular function: protein-arginine omega-N monomethyltransferase activity. Bases 49 to 2118 code for a protein of 689 amino acids. Lineage: Eukaryota; Metazoa; Chordata; Chondrichthyes; Chimaeriformes; Callorhinchidae. Gene Ontology annotation, biological process: peptidyl-arginine methylation. The record is from RefSeq and is a predicted model, not a curated record. The transcript has 17 exons.